CCAGCAUGCACGAGCGGCAGCGUGAGCUGUGACGUUACCGGAUAUCCGGUGGCUGGAAUCAUCGAAGACAACGCGUGUUCACAAACAGCUCGACUGUGAAAAUUGUUUGGUCGAAUUGGCGCAAACAGAAAAAAAAACACUGAAGAAACGAAAUAUUAACCAUCAGGAAUCUGUUGAAUAACCGCCGCCAUGUUUCUGCAGUUUUACCUCAACGAGAACGGAGAGAGAGUUUACACACUGAAGAAGGUGGAUCCACAGGGUCGGCCCACCAGCUCUGCCCACCCAGCUCGCUUCUCUCCUGAUGACAAGUUCUCCAGACACCGAGUGACUGUGAAGAAACGCUUCGGAUUACUGCUCACCCAGCAGCCACGACCUGUCCUGUGAAACGCUACCAAUGGACAUUCAUUGAGAGAGAGAGUGUGUGUGUGUGUGUGUGUGUGUGUGUGUGGUGCACCUGAAGAUGUCACUGAUAAUCAGUUGUUAAUGAUGUAUCCUGAUAGCACCAUGAACUGUUUCUUUUAAACUUUCACUCUCCUUUUUUUUUUUUUUUUGUUAUUUUUUUGACGAAAUGCCUCACCCUGAAUAAAAAGAUCGAUUUGUAGGA
Pangasianodon hypophthalmus (striped catfish) is the source of this 604-nucleotide messenger RNA. It is a transcript of the gene nop10, whose product is annotated as NOP10 ribonucleoprotein homolog (yeast). Gene Ontology annotation, biological process: positive regulation of telomerase RNA localization to Cajal body; rRNA pseudouridine synthesis; ribosome biogenesis. The transcript is spliced from 2 exons. Gene Ontology annotation, molecular function: telomerase RNA binding; box H/ACA snoRNA binding. The record is from RefSeq and is a predicted model, not a curated record. Gene Ontology annotation, cellular component: box H/ACA snoRNP complex; box H/ACA telomerase RNP complex. NCBI's taxonomy places the organism in Eukaryota, Metazoa, Chordata, Actinopteri, Siluriformes, Pangasiidae. Bases 190 to 384 code for a protein of 64 amino acids.